Messenger RNA from Caenorhabditis elegans, 801 nucleotides. The record is from the annotation of a RefSeq genome assembly. NCBI's taxonomy places the organism in Eukaryota, Metazoa, Nematoda, Chromadorea, Rhabditida, Rhabditidae.
AUGGCUGAUGAAGUGAUCGUGUGCGAAGGUGCUCUUAAACACAAUUGUUGGGAAGAAUAUAUAAAUGGAUUGAAAUGGGGUUGUUAUCGCAAUGACAAUCUUCUCCAGUUGAGAUUCAAUUGGAGUGACCUGAAAGAACAAGGCGUGGAAGGAGUAAAAGGAUACGUUAUGCUACAGGGCAGAAAAAUUGACGUUAUGGCGUAAGAAUUGAAUGAGCUCAUAUCUGUACAUUACAUCCCCGGCCACAUCAAUAACUACGUCAAGCUCAAUUUGACUCUUAUUAAAUCUCAAUUUUUGACAAAAUCCGAAAAUUCUGAUGCAAUUCUUCUAGUUGAAGAUACGAAGCUUCAUGUUAAUAAAGCUUUCCUCUCGUAUCAUUCCGAGUUCUUCCGCGGGUUGUUUGAGUUUGAAAGUGAGGAGAAGCAGAAGAAUGAAUUCAAGAUCAGUGAUGUUUCGGCAGACGAUAUGAAGGCUUUCUUAGCCAUUAUUCACCCGGGAAAUGACUUCCCGACGGACAGUAAUGCCAAGAAACUUCUGGAAUUGGCUGAUCGUUUCAUGGUUCCGUUCGUUACGAGUUCCGUAGAGAAUCAUCUUCUCAAAUCCACGGAAAUCGAUCAUGUAACAAAGAUUUGGUUGGCUGACAAAUUUCAAUUGGAGAAACUCAUGAACCACGCGAUUUCAACCAUUGAGACUACAGAGAAGGCCAGACAAGUUAGAACCUCUGACUUGUUCACAGAAAUGUCCACUGAAGUUACUCAGAAGCUUCUGGAUCGAGUUCUUCAAUUAACUACCAAAAGUUAA